CGUCUUUUGUCGUCUCAAGCAGCACAUUUCUAGAACAGUCUCGUGCUCAUUUUCAGCCACCUGAGUGACAGAAGGUGCAGCAACAUUAGGGCCUGGCUAUGUUGAGGAAAGAAAAUCUAUUUAUAGGCUCCUUAUCGUCAAACAAACAGAGCGCAAGUGCUGUGCUACCCAGCUGAGAGAGGAGAGGAGGGAGCUUUCGUUUUCUCACAGCAGGGGCGAGGAAGUGAUUUGGGCACUUUGUGCAGGAACAAGUUCAGCAGCGGAGGGUGGUUUUUGUUUGGUCUGUGUGAAGAGGAGCUGAUGGAGUUUGCAGAGCACAUCAAGACCGCUAAUGUGGAGGAUGUUGUGCUCCGACAGCCGCUGCACCCGCCGAGCAGAGGCACCCUGUGCAUCACCGGCCACCACCUGCUCUUCUCGGACAGGGAGGAGGGCAGCUGUCGGCAGGUUCUACUGCUCCUCAGGAACAUCGAUGCUAUUGAGAAAAGUGUGGAAAACCUUUUGGUCUACUCCCGCCGCUUCUCUAAUGCAGGCCGCAGUCAAAGGAUGUCUGGAUCCUCAGGGACGAUUACCAUCAAGUGCAAAGAUCUGCGUGUGCUCCAGCUUGAUAUCCCAGGCAUGGAGCAGUGUCUCAACAUCGCACACUCUAUUGAGACCCUGUCCUGUCUGGACUGUGUGUCGGAGAUGUAUCCUUUCUUUUACAGACCGUCUGAUGCCAGCCUGCAGGACCAGUGGGGUCUUUCGUCCCCUGAACAGCACUACAGUCAAAUGAAAGAACUUCAUGAUAAAUGGAGACUGAGCACUGUAAACAGAGACUACCUAGUUUGUCCCUCUUACCCUCCAGCUGUUAUUGUCCCCAAGAACAUAGAUGAUGCCACACUGGAGAAGGUGGCCAAAUUCAGACAGGGGGGACGCUUCCCUGUCCUCUGCUACCACCACAGGAAGAACGGCAUGGUAAUCAUGCGCAGCGGUCAGCCACUGACGGGAGCCAAUAGGAAGCGCUGCAAAGAAGACGAGCAGCUCCUCCAGGCUGUGAUAGACGGCUCAGACAAAGGUUACAUUAUUGACACACGCUCCAGUCAGCAGGCACUGCAGGCUCGCAUGAUAGGCGGAGGGUUUGAGUCCAAAUCGUUUUACAACAACUGGAAGAGGCUGCACAGACAGAUGGAGAGAGGUAAGGCACUGCAGGAGAGUUUCAUUAAACUGGUGGAGGCCUGCGGUGAUGAGUCCAAUAAUAUGGACAGAUGGCUCAGCAAGCUUGAAAAUUCAAAGUGGCUGUCUCAUGUCCAAACUGCCCUGUCAACUGCUGGCCUGCUGGCGGAGUGUGUGGAGAGGGACGGUCAUUCAGUUCUGGUUCACGGCUCUGAAGGCACAGACUCCACUCUGCUCAUCAGCACUCUGGCUCAGCUCAUCAUGGACCCAUACUGUCGCACACUGGAGGGCUUCCUGGCUCUGCUGGAGAGAGAGUGGAUACAGGCAGGACACCCGUUCCAGCAGCGAUGUGCCCACUCCGCCUACUCCCAUGCCCGUCUCCAGCAGGAGUCCCCGGUCUUCCUGCUGCUGCUGGACUGUGUGUGGCAGCUGUGGCGUCAGUUCCCCCUCGCACUGGGCUUCUCUGAGGCGCUGCUCCUGAGGCUGGCGACUGAGGCAUACGCAUCUGACUACGGCACCUUCCUGUGCAACAGCCAUCAGGAGAGGUGUGCUCUUGGAGUGAAGAAGAACACUCACUGUUUGUUCCAGGCCCUGUUGAGACCCAGGGAGAGAGAUUACUACUCCAACCCCCUGUAUGACCCCACUGAACUAGCAAUCUGGCCCUCGGUCCACCCUCAGUCCCUGCAGCUUUGGAGAGGUUUUUUUCUGAGGUGGACCCCACAGACUCGUCACCUGGAAGAGGCGCAGGAGGAAAUAAGGAACAUGGUUAUUGAAUGGGGGAAGCUGGCGCUCAGCUGAUGCACCAUCAGUACGUUAGGAAGUGAGCCUGAACAUGUAGAGCAUGCUUUAAGGAGGAAUUUUACCAAUGUGCAAUGCCUUUGACUGUGGAACUGUCUUUUCAGAAUUCAACCUAUUGUGUGUUAAUGUACAGUAAUUUUUUUAUUCUUUCAUAAAAAUUGUUUGGAGAAAAAAAGCGAAUUG
Molecule: messenger RNA, 2130 nt
Organism: Epinephelus moara (kelp grouper)
Lineage: Eukaryota; Metazoa; Chordata; Actinopteri; Perciformes; Serranidae
Exons: 11
Coding region: 301-1947 (548 amino acids)
Biological process (GO): negative regulation of autophagy
Source: RefSeq, a predicted model, not a curated record